Eleginops maclovinus (Patagonian blennie) is the source of this 2262-nucleotide messenger RNA. RefSeq names its product synaptic vesicle 2-related protein-like. Bases 117 to 1763 code for a protein of 548 amino acids. The record is from RefSeq and is a predicted model, not a curated record. Gene Ontology annotation, cellular component: membrane. The transcript is spliced from 17 exons. Gene Ontology annotation, biological process: transmembrane transport. Gene Ontology annotation, molecular function: transmembrane transporter activity. NCBI's taxonomy places the organism in Eukaryota, Metazoa, Chordata, Actinopteri, Perciformes, Eleginopidae.
GGCAACACGGGGCGAGGGGAGAUUAACACAGUUUGAUUUAUCUUUACUGAGUAGAUUUAUGGUUGGUAUUGAAUUACUAGUCACUUAAAAUAUCUUUAUUGUGAUCAUACUACAAAAUGUUGCAGGCUUCUCUCAAAGCAGUACAAAACAAAGAUAUGGACCAGUUGAGCAAAAAAGACAAUGUUACCUACAAGCGGUGGAGUAAUCAUGAAGUGAGAAUAAGGGGUGAGGUGGAUCUGUUGGGUCACAGUGAUGGGGACCAGGGCACAGAAAAUGAGUUCUGCACUAUAGCCUCAUCAAGGGUGGACUCAGAGGGAAAAAAAUCUGCAACCAUGUCUGGAUUUGAUCAAAAUGAAGAAACCUAUACAGUGGACGAAGCUCUGGAGACGAUCGGCUUUGGAAAGUUUCAGUGGAAGAUGUCUGUCGUAACAGGACUGUCAUGGGUAGCAGACGCCAUGGAGAUGAUGAUCCUCUGUAUAUUAUCCCCCCAGCUGCACUGCGAGUGGAAGCUACCCGGCUACCAGGUGGCUCUCAUAACAUCGGUAGUGUUUGCAGGAAUGGGUGUCGGUUCACCUUUAUGGGGCAAUGUGUCCGAUACGUAUGGCAGGAAAUCAGGUCUGACGCUGUGUAUCUGCUGGGCUCUGAUCUAUGGCGUGUUGAGUGCCUUUGCACCUGUGUACGGCUGGCUCUUGUUCCUGCGGGGCCUUGUAGGCUUUGGCAUUGGGGGAGCUCCUCAGUCGGUGACACUCUACUCUGAAUUCCUUCCAGUGAAGUCAAGAGGCACCUGCAUCACGCUGAUUGGGGCAUUCUGGGCAAUUGGUUCUGUGUUCGAGGUCCUCCUGGCUCUGUUGAUAAUGCCCACCCUGGGAUGGAGGUGGCUGCUCUUCUUUUCCAGUGUACCGUUGGCAAUCUUUCUUUGCUUCUGCUAUUGGCUUCCUGAAAGUGCUCGCUUUCAUCUUCUGACGGGAAAAACCGAGAAGGCCAUGGCGACUUUAGCACGCAUUGCCAAAGACAAUGACAAGCCAAUGCCUAAAGGGAAGCUUGUCGGCCAUAAACAGACUGAGCGUGGAAGGAUUAAAGAUCUCUUCACUCCUAAGUAUCGGAGGACUACUCUGCUUCUUUGGUUUAUAUGGUUUGCCAAUGCCUUCUCCUACUACGGGAUAGUACUGUUGACAACUGAACUAUUCCAAGCUGGACAGCCAUGUACAGCAAUUCAAGGUGCCAAGAUUGAACCAAGCUGUAGUCUUGAAUGCAAAUAUUUGACAUCAGGUGACUACAAAGACCUUUUAUGGACGACCCUGGCUGAAUUCCCAGGUAUUUUAUUUAUCCUCCUUGCAAUUGACCGUAUUGGCAGAAAGAAGAGCCUUGCUCUGUGUUUCUUCAUGUUUUCUUUGUGCAUGCUGCCCUUAUUUGCUUGUAUCGGGAGGAUGUUUGUUAUGGUCUGCAUAUUUAUUGCCAGAGCCUUCAUCUCUGGAGGAUUUCAAGUUGCUUUUGUUUACACACCAGAGGUGUAUCCGACAGAAACGAGAGCCUUAGCAAUGGGGACUUCCAGUGCGGUAAGCAGGGUGGGUGCCCUGAUUACCCCCUUUGUCGCACAGGUGAUGCUCAGACAAUCCGUGAAUGCGACCUUGUCGUUUUACUUCAUCUUCUGUCUGCUGGGCGGCGUUGCAUCCUUGCUCCUGCCCAUUGAGACAUUGGGCCGGGGUCUGCAGGAGUCCUGUCUUGAUCAGGAGGCAGAACAACAGACAGCCACAAACAAAUAAUACAGCACACUCCCUUAACCAGAGGUAGAAGAUGUGGACGCAAUGAAGAGAAAAUGUAAAACUAAAUGACAUUUUGUCCACUCCCAGAUGCUGCAGAUGCCACAGUUUCCUGAGAUUUGAAUCCUGUAUGUGAUUAUGCAUAAACAACAUGCAAACAAGAGGGGGACAAUCUCAUUAUGAGCACAGAGUGAUAAUUGAGGGUAGGCCCACUUCCUAUGUCAAAUGAGAGUGGAAGCACACUUGAGCUUGGACUGGUUUGUUAAGAUUCCCCCUACAUUAAGGCCAUGAGAAGCAGCAGAGGGACGUCAUGAACGAUGAUGAGGUUCUGUUUAGCUGCACAUUUGAAGCCUGGACCACAUUCUCAAUAACAAAUCUUCUAUUUAUUUAUAUAAAAAGCCAGGGGGGCUUUUUCUUAUUGAAGUUGUUUAUUAUGAUUAAAUUGUAUUUUCUGAGGGAAACUCUGUUGUAAUUUGUACAAUAAAACUUAGUUGUUUUGUUA